AUGGUCAUCGUGAAGGAUAUUGAAAUGUUCUCCCUAUGCGAACAUCACUUGGUGCCCUUUAAUGGAAAGGUACACAUCGGGUACAUUCCGAACAAAAAAGUCCUGGGCCUUUCAAAACUGGCUCGAAUCGUCGAAAUGUUCAGUCGACGACUUCAAGUGCAAGAACGGCUAACAAAACAAAUAGCGACAGCAAUGGUUCAAGCGGUUCAGCCUGCUGGUGUCGCCGUAGUAAUCGAGGCUAGCCACAUGUGCAUGGUUAUGCGUGGAGUUCAAAAGAUCAACGCCACCACAUCCACAUCCUGCAUGCUUGGAGUUUUUAGGGACGAUCCAAAGACGAGAGAAGAGUUUUUGAAUCUCAUCAACAAACGAUAA
Molecule: messenger RNA, 372 nt
Organism: Cooperia oncophora
Lineage: Eukaryota; Metazoa; Nematoda; Chromadorea; Rhabditida; Trichostrongylidae
Source: the annotation of a GenBank genome assembly